Cydia amplana is the source of this 2369-nucleotide messenger RNA. RefSeq names its product neprilysin-4-like. The transcript has 18 exons. Gene Ontology annotation, cellular component: plasma membrane. Bases 12 to 2252 code for a protein of 746 amino acids. NCBI's taxonomy places the organism in Eukaryota, Metazoa, Arthropoda, Insecta, Lepidoptera, Tortricidae. The record is from RefSeq and is a predicted model, not a curated record. Gene Ontology annotation, biological process: protein processing. Gene Ontology annotation, molecular function: metalloendopeptidase activity.
UGUUUUGAAAAAUGAAAUAUAAGAUUAAAGACAUGGACGCGGAGGCGCCGGCGGCGGCCAAACUGGCUGAGAAACUAGAACGCACAGUACGGUGCUCAUCGGUCCUAAUCGGAGCCCUAGGAGUAUCCCUGAUCACCCUCGCAGUGUACACGGCUGUGUUAGUGCUGACGGAGCACUGGAGCCCUAGGCCUUGCGUCAGCGAAGAGUGCGUUGGGACCGCAUCCCGCGUCAUCGCAGCCCUGAACAAAGACGUGGACCCCUGUACAGACUUCUAUGAGUUCGCAUGCGGUGGCUGGAUCAAGAAGAACCCUGUGCCGGAAUGGUCCACAUCUUGGGACCAGCUAGCAAGGUUACGAGAGCGACUAGUGGCAGACCUGCGGGAUCUGCUGGAGAUGGAAGACGAUCCAAACCUACCGCAGAGCGUCCUUAAAGCCAAGGCUUUAUACAGAACUUGCAUUAAUAUUGAUAAACUAGAGGCAGAAGGAAUCAAACCAAUUCAGAAGAUUCUAGAAGAGUUGACCCUCCCUCCACGUCCGCCGAGCGACGCCUCCGCUAAUUUCAGCUGGGAGUUAGUGGCGGGGCGGGGGAGAAGAGAAAUGGGUCUGAGUGUACUGUUGAGCGUCCAAGUGGCUGAGGACGUCAGGAAUACCAGCAGGAACCGGGUCGUGGUGGAGCAAGUAUCUCCAGGCUUCAGCGAGCGCUAUCUCCUAGCCCCUGAGCAGUUCGCACACGAGUUAGAACAGUACCACACCUACAUCAAGGAUAUGAUCUCCCUGGCUGACCCGCCUACCAACGCGACGGAGUUCGCUGACGAUAUCGUGGCUUUCAGCAAGAGUUUAGCUAAGAUCAUGACCCCAGUGGAGGUCCGUAGAAGCGGCACACACUUGUUCCACGAGGUCAGCGUGAAGCAGCUCGUCGAGGGGUCCUCGGGCGGCCCGGCGCAGUGGAAAGAUCACGACUGGGAGAAGUACCUAGAGCUGGUAUUCACCAACACAAGCGUGGUGUUAGACCAGGACGCGGACCGGGUCAUCGUCAUGGACCUGCCGUAUCUGCAGAAACUGGCCGUGCUUCUGACGGACACCAAACCUGUUAUCAUUGAACGUUUCCUCUGGUGGAGCGUCUUCUCCACCGUGGCCCCGAUGACCCUCAGCGCCUUCCGUGACCUUGGCUUCGCGUUCAGCAAAGCCGUGUUCGGGCUGCAGCAGAGAACACCGAGGUGGAAGAGCUGUACGGCUAAUGUCAACGCCAACUUUGGAGUGGCGUUGAGCUAUCUGUAUGUGAAGAGGCAUUUUGACCAGACUUCUAGACAGAAGGCCAUAGAGAUGGUAGAAGACGUGCGCUCCGCGUUCGCCGCGGCCGUCAAGGAACUGGACUGGAUGGACUCCACCACCAGACUGAAGACCCUCAACAAGCUGAGUGCCAUCAGGAAUUUUGUGGGCUUCCCGGCCUGGUUGCUCACACACGAGCAGCUAGACAAACAUUACAAACAUGCGGAAGUGGUACCAGACAACCUUUUUGAGACCUACUUGAAGCUGACGAGGGCUGCCGUCAAGAAAUCCUUGGAAUCCCUGCGAGAGACGCCCGACAGAGACAGAUGGGUCGCCACAGCCACAACAGUCAACGCUUUCUACUCGGCCACUCUUAACUCAGUCACGUUCCCUGCUGGAAUAUUACAACCGCCUUUCUAUGGGAAUGGAAUUGAGGCCAUCAACUACGGAUCGAUCGGCGCGAUUAUGGGUCACGAGGUGACACACGGCUUUGAUGAUCAAGGCCGACGCUACGACGAAAUGGGCAACCUCAAGCAGUGGUGGUCCGCGGCAACCCUGGAGCACUACCAUGGAAGAGUAUCCUGUAUCAUUGACCAGUACAGCAAGUAUCAUCUGCCGCAGCUGCCUAACUAUACGGUGCACGGGUUCAACACGCAAGGCGAGAACAUCGCCGACAACGGCGGCCUGCGCGCCGCGCUCAACGCCUACCAGCUGUUCACCCGGCGCGAGCCGGCCGCGCGGCGCGACACGCUGCCGGGACUACCGCAGUAUAAGCCUGAACAACUCUUCUUUUUAGGGUUCGCACAGAUCUGGUGCGGGAACUCCACAAUAGGCGCCCUAAAAUCCAAAAUGGUGGAAGGCGUGCACAGUCCCAACAAGAUCCGAGUGAUAGGGACAUUAAGCAACUCUAAAGAGUUCGCGGACGCGUGGCAGUGUCCGCUGGGGUCGCCUAUGAACCCGGAACAUAAGUGUGUGCUGUGGUGAAACUGUGAUGUGGUGCCAAAUGGGGUCAAUGGGGCGUGGUUUAGUGAAAUAGAUCCAGUGCUCUACGCUUAUUCAUAAAAUCUGCGUUGCGGAGUUUUAAAAAGUUGGAGAAGUUCU